AAAACAAACCUGCAGCUUUAUUUCACCUGAGAACUCGUCAGCUGAUCAAAGACUCUUCAGUAAAUCAGCUGCUACUGUCCUCUGACUGCUGUCCUCUGACUGCUGUGAAGAAGAAAUCAACAGGCAGACAUGUUGCCGUUGUUGUUGCUGCUGAUUCUCCCUUCAGCCAGACCUCUGGACCUGGAGAGGAACCAACCGCCAGAUGAAAACUUUCCUUCCAGCAACGCAGAUUCGUCGGGUGAUGUUCCUAAAAUCAUGUCCAUCUCAAUAAUCCGGCGUGUUCUGCCUCCAGCUCCGUUCAGUCAGGAAAUCCCAGUUAACUCGACGCUCCCAGAGGUCGGUAAUACAGGCAAACUGCGAUGGGCAAAAUGGGAGGGUUCCCUUCCUAAUGGAGCCGUUUCCAUUUACAACAGCUACACUGAUCGCAUCGACUUCAUCUGCAAAGUCGGAUGUCAUUCUGGUUUUCACAACCCCAGCAUGGGUUCCUACUGCCACUACCCAAAUAAAAAGGAAGAGCAUCGUUCCUCCGGCUUUCAAGUCCUUGUGAAUGAAGACAAUUUUGAGAUCCUGGAGUGGAAGGAAGGUUCUUAUGGUUCUGUUCCUCAGGAUGCAGUCAGAACCUGCUCCAGUGAGGAAAUGUAUGUAGGGAAGAACGAGUACGGGUUGGGGAAGGUUGAUGUGAAAAAUACAGCCUUUUUUCUCCCCUGGGAGGGGAAGGAAUAUCGGUACAAGAAGUAUGAGGUUCUGACCCAGAUGAAGCCUGACAAAGAUCUCAUCUCUGAUGUCACUUAUCACAUAGAUCAAGCUAAAAUUUUGAAAUAUCCUCCAAAAACCCUCCAAAGCUCUACUACUACCAACCGUGCCCUCAGUCCUGUGACCAAAACCGUUUCUCUGACUAAGACAACCACAGAUGAGAGACGGUGGGACAUCAGCUCCUCCAUCACCGUCGGUGUGAAAACGUCCAUCACUGCAGGAAUUCCUGGCAUUGUGGGUGGAAAUAUUGAAAUCAGUGCAGAGACGACUCACACGUUCUCAGGUGGACAUACCUGGUCAGAACAGGUCUCCCACUCUGUCUCUAUAGAGCUUACCGUACCACCAAACCACAGCUGCACAGUGAAGAUGGUUGGUUAUCAGUACAGAAUGGACGUUCCCUUCACCGCCCGCAUCAAGCGAACCUAUGAAGACAGAGAGAUCAAAUCCACUAUGAUCUCUGGAACGUAUCACGGAGUCCAAGUUGGAGAAAUUAGGGUUGAGGUGGAAAAAUGCAAACCUUUGUCCUGUUCUUCAGCCUCUUCAGACAAAAUACAGGAAGGAAACUGAAAAACUAUAACGUACAGCUAGUGCUUCUUUGCCAGGCAUUUGAUUUAGAGCUUCAGCUUCAUUUAUGCUUUUUAAUUCAGACUCUAUAAAUGUAAUCAGUAGGAGUGUAACUGUCUUCCAGAAUAUCUCUGUUACAUUUCAGACCUUUUGGUUUGAUAAGUUGUCAUCACCAAAAUACUUUUCAACAGUGAUAAUUUACCUGUUGGGCUCUGAACUUUUUUCUCUCCUCAAUCAUAUUAAAAGUCCUGUAAACAUCACCAGUACAGAGACAAACGGGGAGAAAAGCUGCAACCAAAACACCCUGGAAGCCUUUCUAGCAGCAGGAACUGGAGGCGUUUUCACCACUGGUGCAAACUAACUAACUAACUGCUGAGUUAGUUUGUUAGCCUGUUAGUACAAUUUGUCAACUUUUCUGCCUAAAUUAUCAAAACAACUCCAGACUUAUUAAAUCAGAUUUGAUAUAUGUUUGUAUGACGUACUGUAAGUGAUUUUUAUGAAGAACAUGAAAUAUUUUAACAAUCAUUAAAUUUAAAGUUCAUUCAGAUCCAGAUGAUUCAUUAUGAUCCAUUCUAUGUAAUUUUU
Molecule: messenger RNA, 1902 nt
Organism: Poeciliopsis prolifica (blackstripe livebearer)
Lineage: Eukaryota; Metazoa; Chordata; Actinopteri; Cyprinodontiformes; Poeciliidae
Product: natterin-3-like
Exons: 4
Coding region: 130-1320 (396 amino acids)
Source: RefSeq, a predicted model, not a curated record